This is a messenger RNA of Guyanagaster necrorhizus, 1443 nucleotides long. RefSeq lists its product as uncharacterized. Lineage: Eukaryota; Fungi; Basidiomycota; Agaricomycetes; Agaricales; Physalacriaceae. The record is from RefSeq and is a predicted model, not a curated record. Bases 1 to 1443 code for a protein of 480 amino acids. The transcript is spliced from 4 exons.
AUGCUCCAGUCCUCAGCCUUCCACCUGGAUUAUUACCGGGUCAGUCCAGUUAGAGGCCAGUUAGAACCCUAUGAUACAACCACUGCGAGAAAUUGGAGGUACAUCCAGACUACUGAUACGCCCAAUGAGCUCAAGGUUCUUUUGCCCCCAUCGGUCGCGUCAAUGUACGAGCAACUCUUGAGGCUCGAGGUCAUGGAGCUAGAAAAGCAAGCUACUGUUUCCUGGGAGCGAAUACUCGAAAUCAGGCAUCUCAAGGUGUCGUCAACUCUCCUUUUUUCUCUCGUAUUUGACUUAUCCUGGCUACCUAUUGUUCAAAAGGACCGGAUGAUGCGCAAAUGUCAACGACUAUCAAGGGUACUCCCUCCCAAGCGAAUUGGUCGUGGUGACCCAUUUGUCUUCCAGACCCUGAUUGCACCUGAAAAUUUUCGUUUGAAGGAGAUGGAGACAUGGUUCCACCAGGAGCAAUUGCGAUACAAGGGUAGACCGGUCGUUUAUCCCACUGCACAGAGUGCACCUCCACGGAACUCUUGCUGCGUCCGGUGUGCACGCGCGACUCAGCCUGACCUCGCUGUGUCAGCACCAUCCGCUGCACCAUACCUGAAAUUGGACCAGGCUCGUUCUUCUCGAGUGAAAGAAGUAGCUCCAAAGUCACUCAAGAGGAUGCCCACAUCUAGUCGCGCAGCUUCUCCUCCGACAGAGGCUGUCAAGCAGGAGCUAUCAGUCAAAGAGAUACCAAUAUCUCCCGCGUUUGUGCCGGAGGAUAUUGACUUGGAAACAAAGCUAACUAAGGCCGAUGUGGUCCAGGCGGAGAACGCUGACGUUGACAUCGCCCCACCAGCUCACGAAAGUAUUCCCAUUGAUGCCGAGGAACGUAAUGAUUCUUCAGACUCUUCGACAAUAGCGCCUACACCUCCCGCCUCACCGCCACCACUUCCGCACCUUUUACGAAUAUCAGAUACAUCUCUGGUCAAAGAUAUUUUGGAAGCAGAAUCUUCGACUGCUACCGAACUUGGGCAGGAACCACCUGCAACUAGACCCCCCUUGGUCCGCCGGAGGAGUUGCAUCAAACGGUCCAGCGUUGGUGAUUCUGUAAAGACGGUAUCGUGGGCUGAUGAUCGGGAGUGGACAGAGCGGUUACCAAAGAGACCUCUAACCCCUGAACCGGUGGUGGUAGAAGAACCUGAUUCCACAUGGGGCGAGAACUACGAUGAACAUGUCUCUAGACUUGACAUACUGCACCGCGAGUUGACGAAGAGUCUGGAGGAGAUUCGAGCAGAUCCGGCGCAUUUUCGGGCAGUGGAUGCCAUCAUUUCUGAUCAUAAGCAGAAGGUAACAGCAUUUGGGAACUUACAAGAGGAUGAGGACGGGGAUGAGGACGGGGACGAGGACGAGGACGAGGACGAGGACGACUACGGCGAUUGGGACGGAGAUGACGACACAUGA